AUGAUUAAAUGGUUUUCCAAAGACAAGCUUUUAAAAUUCACGUUUCCUUUUCCGUUGGUGAACACUGCUGCUGAGCCAGAGAGAGGAGCCAAAGCCGUGCUGACUCUUUUCCAGCUAAUCCACCAAGGGCCAGGAGAGCUGAGAUUUGGGGAACUGAAGGUGGAGACUUCUGUCCUGAGCUCAGAUGGCCUAGAGAGACUGGUGCUGACUAGGGGUUUAUUAACUUGCUGCAAGAAGGAGAUCCUGAGCUCCCGGCUGGACAGCUUCCAACCUCAGGUGGAAGGAGCAUCAGAGUUUAUACAUAGCUCCUUUAAACAUCUCCUGGAGAUCUAUCACCUGGAGUGCCAUCACUUUGAAGACCUGGAGAGACCCCUCUAUGACAAGUUCCUGCAGAGAAUUAUUACAAUGCCCUGGCAGGUCAAAGCCCGAUAUUUUCCACUGUGCGCCAUUCUUCCCUACGUGGGCACAGAGAAAGUUCUGAAUACCUACAAGGAUCUUCCCCAGCAUCUUCUGAACUGCCUUGCCACUAACCAUCUGUGCCCAGCUGCAUCAGACAUGUACAAAACCAUUUUGCAACAGCAACGCAGACACUGGGUUGAGGGAGACAAACGAGCCACCGAGGAGAAGCUGGCUCAGAAGUGGGCGCUGCAGUGGCUUCCCACCUUGACCACUGCUUUGACCUCUCCCAUCACCUUCCUUCAGAGUAAUGCUUCCAACUACCUUCUUGUGUGGACUUUGCGGCUCUUCCCUGCCUCUUACGCUUGGCUUGCUGAGAGCUGCUUUGGUAGGGACUCUGCUCACCUUCGGGCAUGGGUCGCCCUGUUGAACAGCCACAAGAUCAUCACCGGAGCCUUGUCCCUUGACGCGGAAACUUUGGAAAGGCUCUCCUGCUGCUUGCACUCCAGGGAGGAGAACAUUCGCCUAGCAGCACUGGGUCUCCUGUGUUGCAGCCCCAGGACCAACCAGCCCUUGUCAGAGGUGGAGAUCCGGCUGCUGAAGGAGUUCUUGCCACUGAACCUGAACUGUGAUUCAUCUUCCUUCCGGCAGCUGCUUCAGGCUGCAGUGAAGAAGGCUCUAGUCAGGCUGAGGGACAGCUCGCUGUCUCAGUUGCGCUGCAAAAUGCAGAGCAAAGCCACCGAGUGCUCGGCCAGUGCGGAUGCAGAAGGAGCACUCGCACAAGCAGUAGAUUUUGUGGAGUGGCUGGGGCAGUUAAGCGUUUCCUUUCUGACCCCAGGGUCAAACUACCAGCGGAAGAAGACUGCCUUGCUGCUCCUGGCUGCAGUGCUGGAAACCUGCACAGAUACCUGGAGCCCUGCCAGGAAGAAGGGGCAGCCUCCACAGAACAUGGCAGCUUUGCUGAGCUGGGCCUGGCAGAAGGGCUACUGGGAUUUUUUCUCUAGAAGCAACUUGUUGGCACUGCUGAGCUGCUUGCAGGACAGCACAAAUGAGGUCCGAGAUCUGGCAUCAGAGCUUCUCAUCCAUUACUUCCCACCGACUUUCCCAGAACCCAUUGCUGUGGCUCUGUUUGAGCAUGCCCAGGAGGCUGUAAGCAGCCCUAGAGUGCAGGAGGCAGAAGCAGGAGCAGUGUUGAUGAAAACCAUCCUACAGAAGUCAGACAGCAACACUUUGAAAAGAAUAUUCCCAGAAGGAGAAGCAGCGCCAACUCUGCAGCACCGUGGCCUGUGCUUUGCUCGGUAUCUUCUCCGCAUGUUGCAGGCUCACUACACCAUGGCUUGUCAAGACCUGCUGCAGGCAGCGAGCACUAACCCAAUGCACGGAGUGAUGGUGGCGCUGCGGCGGUGCCUGCUUGAGGUGCCGGAAGGGGCAGUCUCCAUGCUGAAGGGAGAGCACGUGCAGAGCUGGCAGGAGCUCCUCAGAAGUUUGGUGAUGCUGCUGGGAGACAUCAGCACCUUUCUCUUGGGGGUGCUGCAGAACAGACGGGGGCCCAAUGCCAGCCAGCAAGCUGCUGCACCUUCAUUUGCAGACAUGGGAAAUGCUAUUGGCUCCCUUAUCAUGCUGGGAAAAGGCCUGGAGCAGCAGGAUGAAGCAGACUCAGUCCUGCUGUCAGAGGAGCACAACCUUAUCCUGACCUGCUGUUGGGUCUCAGUGAAGGAAAUCGGGCUGCUCUUGGGAGGGCUGGUGGAGAAGAUGCUCCCUCUAGCACCCCCUGCAGGGCUCGAGCAGGGCGAGAGUGUUUCAGGAAGUGCUGCUGAAGGAGCAGUUGAAGGUUGCAGCAUGGGAUUCACCAAAUUUUGCACUGCUUUGCUGAACCACCCUCAUCCAGAAUUGCAAGCAAUGCCGAGAACUAUGCUGGCAGAGGGUUUGGAACUGUUAAGUGGUCCCAGGAGCAGCUCUAUUACCCGCAGGGCAGCUGGCUUCCCCAUGCUUUUCUUAUGCAUCGUUGUUGGGGAGGAUGCCGCCAAGUCACGCCCUCUGCUAGCGCAUUGCAUCCAGACUUUGCUGGCCUUGGCCAACACACCUCUGCCACAGAACUGGGACCAGACCUUGGACCUCCCUCAGGUCUCUGCGUUGCAUGUGCUGCAGACACUGGUGCGUGGCUCUGGCCUAGGAACAGCGCUGCUACAGUAUGUCACGCCUAUGAUGGCUUUGCUCCUGAAGGCACUAGGUUCGCCUAGCUGGGCCAUGAGAAAUGCGGCCAUCCAGCUCUUCAGCGCCCUCACAGCUCGGGUGCUGGGUCCGAAGCGGAGCCGGGACGAUAGCUGCGCUCAGGAUGGGGUGAGCCCUCAGGCGUUCUUCAGCCGCUACCCGCAGCUGAGGGAGAUUCUGCUGGGAGAGCUGCACUCAGCUCUGGAGACGGCAGGAAAACCCGAGGGAGGGAGGUUUCGCCUCUGCCCCUCGCUGCACGCCAUCCUCACACUCUUGGCAAAACUCCAACCGGGGGCAGAUGGACUGAGCAGCCUCUCCACUUGCUUCCUGGAGCCCUUGCUUCAGCUCGCAGGAAACCCCAAGGCUCUGGUCCCUGUUGUCCCUACCGCUGAAUUCAGGAAGAUCCUGCUUCGACUGGCUGGGGACUUAACUAAGCCAGGCAUUGUGCUAUCCCACAACACGCUGCACGGGCGCCUGCUGCAGAUACGGGCUCUGCUGGCUUACGCUGCUGACACAAACUGUUUGUCAGCAGAUGCCAGGCUGGCUAUUGCUCAUCAGAUGGGAGGCCAAUUCUGGUUGGUCACACCCGCACAGCAGUGCCCUCUGAUUCGCUCAGCCUACCUCCAGAUCAUCUUCCUUUUGGUGGGGAGCUGCACCCAGAGUUUUGCAAAGCAUCUUCGAGAGGUUGUGAGCAGUGAACUGGAGAGCCUCAAGCCAGGGCUGAAGGCCAGGUCUUCCGAGCUCCAGGUGGGAUCCGCCGUGUUCCAUCGAGUUCUUGCCCACUUCCUCUGCCAUGAGGCAGCAAGUCUGGCUGGGGCUGAGAGUGUUGGUGCAGUUUGCUCGCUCCUCCAAGGGGCAGAAGCUGAUAUACAGACAGCCAUCCUGACAUGGGUGAUUGACGGGAAGGAAGAGAGAAGCAAGGACUUAGAGAGGAGUCUCCAGCUUACGUUGCUGGAGAACCUACAGUCCCUGCUGCUGCAAGAUCGGAGAGACAAAGUGUUCUUGAAGUUAUACCUGGAGGCUUUGGUGGACCUGUGCAGCAAUCCUUCAUCCCAGACCCACGGUGUUCCCCAUAAGCUCUUGGGUUCAGUAGCAGCAUGUGUGAAUGUCCUGCUAUCUAUGGUGGAAACAGAGUCUCCUGGUCCAGACCUCCACUUCCAGGCACUAUGUGUGAUUAGCUUGCUCUUUGUCCUGGGAUCCAAGCUUCAGGAUUACCCUCUGCUUGAGCGAUGGUGCAGGGUGCUGGAAAGAGCCAGCAGAUCCUCCUCUUCUGAGAUGCUGAGAUUGGCAGCUGCAAGGUCUCUCAAGCUGGCUGGAGCUGACAUGGUUCAGAUGACCCUGGGCACCUCCUGCCCAUCCCGGCAGUCGGUGGCUGUGCGUCUGAUGGACAUGGGUAUUUACCUGCUACAAGAUGAGGAUCAGGAAGUACGGCGUGAAGCCUCUGUCUUUGCCAGCCUUGUUCAGCACAUGUCAGGAGCCCAGCCUUGGGAUAGUUGUGUUUUCAUCCAGGGUAACAGAGGGCUGGUGUGCCUGCUGCAUGUCCUGCUGGAAAAGUUCUGGGGCUGCCAAGAAACCUUUGAAGCUUUGCUACGGCACCUCCCCACCCUGGACGUCAGCAGCAUCUUGACAGAACUGGAGGCCAACAAAGCUGUCAGUCUGUAUAAAGAGGAUGAACCCAAUGUUUUUGCAGAGCCGGCUGUCUUAUCGCAACUGCUGCUCCCUUUCCUCCUCCAGCUGCUAGACAGGGUAUGUGCCUCCACCCAGAUUUGUGAGUUCAUUCAACGCUGGCUGAGAGCCACUGUGCCCAGCAUCUUACACAGCCUACAGCACUGCAGGCACUGGUGGAGCCAAGAUGCCAUUGCACCUUUGCACAUGAAAGCUCUCGGGUGUGCCAAGGUUCAUGCUGCUGUCACAGUGCUGCUGGUGAAGGCUACACUUCUGGUCCACGUGCUGGAUAUUCUGGAAAAGACCCACACCAGUGCCUCAGAGAUCCACUGCACUUCCCAGGAGCUGAGACAUGAGCUUGUGCUGGUACAGGAACUGCUGGCCCAGCAGGGAAUGGCCUCCACCUUCAGUGUAGACUAUGGGAUGACAGAUACAGCGGCAUCAGUAAGAAUUGUCUGAUCAUCUCUGGUGGCAGAACUGUGUGGUACUGAGUUCUCAUGAGCCCUGGGGCAAAGUGUGCUAUUUUAGCAGUGCACAUUUUUCUGAGACACCGCUGAAUCUCUGCUCACCUUCUGAUACCUCCUCUGCUGGGAGCCAUCCAGAACUGUCAGGUUAUUGAUACAACUCAGUUGGCUCCCCAUUCCCCAGCCAAGAAAGGGAACUAGUAUGCAGGCCUACUAUCUGAGAUCCAUGCCUCGCUACUUCUCAGGUUAUCCUGGUUCCUCAGACUUUUUUUUAUCAACCACCCAUUCUCUGUAUCAAGCCAGGAGCUAACAGCUUCCAGUUCUUCAUUCAGAGGGCAACGUUACAAAUCAAAUCACAACAAGCAUAAAAUACCACCGAUGAUGCUCUUAGCCCAUAUUUCUGCUCCUCUAUACAUGAAAUGCUUGGCUCCUUGGUAAGCCCAAUACUCUCAGGUCAAGACAACCUUCCAGUAAUAAAGAGUUGGAUGUGUUGCUCUCCAAAGGACAAGAGAAAACGUGUCUUAAAGGACUCAUCUCCAACUCUGAUCCCCUUGCUCAGCAGAUCUUAUUUCACUGUUUUUUAUCCAUGUUUGUGGCUCCUGUUAUAAGGAGCCCAUAAACAUGCUUUUGGCUGAAUAAAGUGUGGCCCAGUUGGAUUUUAUCAUUAAUAAAGAACUCUAAUUGGGUGUUGCUAUUAGUCAGCGUUAUAAAGCAUGCGAGCAUGUCUGUAUUUUGUUUUAUUCUGUUAACAAAUUCCUUCUGGUUCCUUGAAUAUUAGUCUCAAAGCUCAACUAUUAACUUCAUUUAAUCAAGCCUUACA
Pelodiscus sinensis (Chinese soft-shelled turtle) is the source of this 5556-nucleotide messenger RNA. NCBI's taxonomy places the organism in Eukaryota, Metazoa, Chordata, Testudines, Trionychidae. The record is from RefSeq and is a predicted model, not a curated record.